Messenger RNA from Sugiyamaella lignohabitans, 1746 nucleotides. It is a transcript of the gene SAT4, whose product is annotated as serine/threonine protein kinase SAT4. The transcript has a single exon. Bases 1 to 1746 code for a protein of 581 amino acids. Gene Ontology annotation, biological process: intracellular monoatomic cation homeostasis; intracellular signal transduction; protein phosphorylation. NCBI's taxonomy places the organism in Eukaryota, Fungi, Ascomycota, Dipodascomycetes, Dipodascales, Trichomonascaceae. Gene Ontology annotation, molecular function: protein serine/threonine kinase activity; ATP binding. The record is from RefSeq and is a predicted model, not a curated record.
AUGGUUAGUAUCGGAGCUAGUCACAAUGGCGGUGUCGCUUUAGCACCUACACCUCAAAUGUCGUACACAAGUACCAGUAGUGGCACUCCUCCUCCACCUGCCUCAAGACCGGUGUCUGCUAUGGCCAAGCUGAAAACUAUGUUUGGACCAAAAAAAGCUGCCAUGCCAUUUGGCGAAAGAAGCCCGGUUCCGUCUAGAACCCCCAGUCCUUUACCAAGCCCUAUUAGCGGUCCUACUCGAUCUCCUACUCCAAGUAUACACACUACCAAUGGUAAUGGCAAUGGCAUCAACGGCAGUGUCAAUGGUCACAGUAGCUUGAAUACUGCCGUUAAUGCUAACGAGAUGGAAAGAACUAAUGGAUAUGGCGGUAAUUAUAGUUACCAACCCGGCCAUGGUAAUGGCAAUUUACUUUCGGUUACUAGCACAGCAUCUCAUUCUACCCAUUAUUCGACGUUGGGUUCGACUUUGUCUCCUAAACCAUCGAACAACACUGUCAUGUCUGUAUCAUCUGCCAAUUCGUCAACUGCUACCCUGGCUUCUACUACGAAAAGAAUCAUAUUAUUAGAAAAUGGUUCGCAUGAGCAUUAUUUAAAAAGCACUAGACGACAAGAGAAACUAGGAAGAAUGAUUCGUGAUAUUGUUGGCACCGGCCAAAAAGUUCGUCAAGACGCAGUAUCUGCUAUGCCCGAACUUGUUGAUAAAGACAAUGACGAUCUCAGUAGUCGUAUCGCAGACUUGAGUCUGAUGAGUGGACUUGUUUCGCAGAUUGAAAAGGGUGAAAAGGACGUUCAAAAUCUCGUACGAGAUCACGGCCUAAAAGUGCCUCCUUUACAAGGAUCUGGUUCGACAGCCAACAGUUCAGCUCCAAAGUCUUUACUACAAAAGUAUGGUAAAUGUCAAGAAAUUAUUGGCAAGGGUGCUUAUGGGGUCGUGAGGGUGUGUCACAAGUACGACCAUGUAGCACAUCGAGAAGUGUUAUUUGCUGUUAAAGAGUUUAAAAGACGAAGUUCCGAGACUGAACAGAACUUUUCGAAACGACUUACCAGCGAGUUCUGUAUUAGUUCGUCUUUACACCAUGCCAACAUCAUUCAAACACUAGAUCUUAUGAAAGAUUCUCGAGGUGUGUGCUGUCAAGUGAUGGAAUACUGUGCUGGUGGUGAUCUGUACUCUUUAAUUCUUGCCUCGGAAGGAGGGUUGGAAGUGGUUGAAGCUGACUGUUUUUUCAAGCAAAUUAUGAGAGGUGUUGUUUACAUGCAUUCGAUGGGUGUAGCUCACUGUGAUCUGAAACCUGAGAACAUUCUUCUGACCCCCACUGGAGUUGUCAAGAUCAGUGAUUUUGGUAACGGCGAGUGUUUCCGAAUGGCCUGGGAGUCGGAAAUCCACAUGCUUUCUGGAGUCUGUGGAUCGAGACCGUACAUUGCUCCUGAGGAGUUCCGCGACGAGCAAUUCGAUCCUCGAGCUGUCGAUGUAUGGGCCACCGGAAUAAUCUACAUGGCGAUGCGAACUGGCAGUUACCUCUGGCAAGUGGCCGAAGAAGACGAUGAGUUCUAUGCCAAGUACCUACAGCGACGAAAGCACAAAAAUGGCUACGAGCCCAUCGAGUCGCUAAAACGAAGCAAGUGCAAAAACGUCAUCUACUCUAUCCUGGACCCCAAACCCAACCGCAGAAUCACGGGCAAACAGGUCCUAAACAGCGAAUGGGGCCGCAGCAUCCAAGUCUGCGAAAGCGGUGAACGUGGCCACUGA